Molecule: messenger RNA, 879 nt
Organism: Paramecium tetraurelia
Lineage: Eukaryota; Ciliophora; Oligohymenophorea; Peniculida; Parameciidae
Exons: 2
Source: RefSeq, a predicted model, not a curated record
AUGGGAUCUUGUUCACUCAAAUAGCCACAAAUAUAAAAGAAUAUUAUCGUUGAAAAACAAUGCUCUUCUGAGGAAUAAAAUGAAGAAACCUCCAACAUGUGUUAACCACCCCUAAUAUUAAACAAUGAGAAUAUCAGAUUAAAUACUGCCUCCGAGGAGUGUGAUCUCUCCAAAAAAAUACAUCAACUUCAAAUCAAAACACUGGAACCUCUAACAUUUCAAUCUAUUAAGCCAAUUGCAAUGCACAGUAAAGAUGGUCUAGAAAUUUAGAUCAAUUUAUCUAUGUCAGGAUAUGGAUUGAUUUCAUUUAAUGAUGGCAGCCAUUAUGAAGGCUAUUUCCAAGAAGGAUUAAUCCAUGGCUUUGGUAGGUUCACAGACCUUGAUAAUAACACGUAUAUUGGUGAAUGGGUUAAAAAUAAAAAACAUGGCUAUGGCAAAGAAGUAGUUACAAAUCAGUAUACAUAUCAAGGGUAAUUUUUCAACAAUCUCAAACAUGGAAAAGGUUAUGUUCAAUAUGAUGACGGAACUAGUUAUGAAGGCUAAUUUGAUAAUAAUAAUUUGAAUGGCUUUGGCAUUUAUUAAGGGCUUAAUGGCUUGAAGUAUGAAGGGAAUUGGGUCAAUAAUUAAAUGGAAGGAUAAGGAAAACUAACACUCUCGAAUAAAUCAGUCUAUGAAGGCUUUUUUAAAUAAAAUAAAAAGCAUGGCUAUGGUGUCUAUACUUGGACUGAUGGAAAAUAGUAUAAAGGUUACUGGAAGGAAGAUGCUCAAGACGGAAAUGGAGAAUUAAUAAAAUCAGAUGGUUUACCCAUAAAAAUUAAAUUUCAAAACGGCAAAAGAAUAUCCAAUCAAAAAAUACUAAGUCCAAUCAAUUUUGAUUGA